GAAGAGCGCGGCGGCAGGAAGAGCGGAGGGGGAGUGACCCGCGUGGACUUGUAGCUGCGUCACAGCGAAGACUCUGUGGCCUGUGGAACCGUCGGGAGAAGAGGCGCUGUCCCUGCGCGCAGGAGGACUCAGGCAUCUAUGAGUGCCACAAGUGUCCUCAGCUCCUUCAGUCCGUCCGUGAUGCCUGGCCCUGUCAUGCCAAUGGAGGUAGCCAUGAGAUUCUACAUCAGCCACUCCCCGCCUCCUCUGCGGGGCUUCCUCAGCCCCUACGAGGACCUGCACCGGGCCAAGAAGCAGGCCAGCAGGUCGGCGGGUCCCAGCCCGAGCCCCAUCCCGCUGCAGCAGCAGCAGCAGCAGCAGCAGCCGGACAAGCCGCUGCGGCCGUGUCUGAGCAGCCAGCAGAAGAGUCCGGCCCCGGACUGCUGCGACGCCUGGGCCGGCAGGUCCAUCAAGAAGAGGGUGGUGUUCGCAGACUCCAAAGGAAUGUCUCUGACCGCCAUCCACACCUUCUCCAAGUUUGACGACGAGCAGUGCGUGAAGAAGAGCGAGGGGCCGGUGGACGAGCUGCAGUUCGACAUGAGCGACCUGCAGGCCGCCACCAUGGACCUGAAGAUCAGCCCCGUCCGAAGCCUGGAGCUGGACUUCAAGCAGCCCUCGGCCGACUACCUGGACUUCAGAAGCCGUCUGAUCCAGAACAUGGUGUGUCUGGAGAACUGCUCCCUUCAGGAACGCUCGCUGACCGGUACCGUCAAGGUCCGAAACAUCGGCUUCGAGAAGGCGGUGCAGGUGCGGGCCACUUACGACUCCUGGCUCAGCUUCACUGACGUGGACUGCACCUUCAUGAACAACAUCUACGGCUGCCAGGACGUGGACACCUUUGCCUUUGUGGUGGAACUGCCCUCCUACAUCCCGCCGCAGAAUGGAGUGGAGUUCUGCAUCUGCUUCAAGGUCCAGGGCCAGACCUACUGGGACAAUAACGACGGGAAGAACUACGUCCUCAAGCACGUCGGCUGGAGCGGCGAGAACCUGGACACCUGCUCGCUCCAAGCCUUCCACCAGAAGAAGCCGCUGGAGCAGAAACGUGGCGACGUGGACCUGCUGGAAAUGGAUAUUGACCAAUUUGGAAGUCCACGCAUGUCCAGCGGACUCUUCCCCGGGUGGCAGAGCUGGGGCCACAUCGACAACACCGUCCCCUACUGGUGAGCCCUUCUGCUCUGAACCGACCUGCUUCCUGCUGGACCUGACGCUCUGACCGGGGAACCUCCCGGACUCUCUGGAAAACACUGCUGUGCCUUCUCCGAGACCCCUGACCGCCCAUGCCACUCAACGUCCCCUGAAAUGAAGUCUACUGCUGGUGCUUGGGGCCAACACCCGACCCAGGUUCCACCUGAAGGCCACUUCCUCGUUUAGUCUGGUUCACAGGAAUCAGAGACACAUUGUCCUUUGGGCAGAAGCUCAAUCCAUUGAACCAAAUAAGUAAAAAUGCUAAGCACAUGAGGUGAAGUCAAGGUUUUCGGUAGUAAAAUUGGAAACGGGCCGAGGAACCGCCCGCCACCCACGGAUGCUAAGCAACAUGUCUGACAGCACUUGAAUGCAGCAGCAGAAACGCCGACCUGAGCUAGGUUAGACACCUAACAAGGGCUUUGGUUAGAUGGGACGUCGUUCACUUUAAACCAAAUUUGAAUUGUAACACUGAAGAUAGUCAUGAGCUCGCUAGUGCUAACAGGCUGAGCUAGUGCCAACCGGCUGAGCUAGUGCUAACAGGGUAAGCUAGUGCUAACCGGCUGAGCUAGUGCUAACAGGGUAAGCUAGUGCUAACCGGCUGAGCUAGUGCUAACAGGGUAAGCUAAUGCUAACUGGCUGAGCUAGUGCUAACCGGCUGAGCUAGUGCCAACCGGCUGAGCUAGUGCUAACAGGCUGAGCUAGUGCCAACCGGCUGAGCUAGUGCUAACAGCAGUUGUGUGUCAGAGAUGCGCAGUGCGGUUGAUGCAGGAGAGUUGUGUGUAUUGAUUGGUGAAGGGAGCGCAAGCGAAGCUGCCCCAGUAGUUUGAGUGGGUGAGUUCAGUUGUUGGAGCAUGUGACUUCCUGGGCUGCAGGAACAAGAGGUCACCCGAACAAGACAAUAAAAAAGCCCAAUGAGAACUCGAGCCUUAAUUGUUUGGUCCAGCUUGAUUUUUUUUGCAAGUGUCAGUGCGUGAGAGACGGCCGGGGGAAGCAGAGGCAGGGGGCGCCGCUGACAGGUCGACUGCACAUUUGGUACCUGUGGCGGGGUUUUUCCAGAAUGUGGAGACGUAAAUGAUGUAACAGGGAUGUGUUUCCUCACAAGUGCAAUUGUGUGUGGGCUGUGUGCGACGCGUGCAUCAGUGGAGAUCUAUUUUUCUAAUGUUUGUAUGAAGAAAAGUUUCACUUGAAGGUUUGUAACACUGUUGUCCUUUCACAAAUAAAUGUGUGCGUUUCAGCGAUAAA
Messenger RNA from Synchiropus splendidus (mandarinfish), 2466 nucleotides. RefSeq names its product protein phosphatase 1 regulatory subunit 3C-B-like. The transcript is spliced from 2 exons. NCBI's taxonomy places the organism in Eukaryota, Metazoa, Chordata, Actinopteri, Syngnathiformes, Callionymidae. Gene Ontology annotation, biological process: regulation of glycogen biosynthetic process. Gene Ontology annotation, cellular component: protein phosphatase type 1 complex. The record is from RefSeq and is a predicted model, not a curated record. Bases 139 to 1203 code for a protein of 354 amino acids. Gene Ontology annotation, molecular function: protein phosphatase 1 binding; glycogen binding.